Messenger RNA from Oreochromis aureus, 3845 nucleotides. It is a transcript of the gene nrde2, whose product is annotated as NRDE-2, necessary for RNA interference, domain containing. Gene Ontology annotation, biological process: regulatory ncRNA-mediated post-transcriptional gene silencing; negative regulation of RNA catabolic process. NCBI's taxonomy places the organism in Eukaryota, Metazoa, Chordata, Actinopteri, Cichliformes, Cichlidae. Gene Ontology annotation, cellular component: catalytic step 2 spliceosome. Bases 44 to 3610 code for a protein of 1188 amino acids. The transcript is spliced from 19 exons. Gene Ontology annotation, molecular function: protein binding. The record is from RefSeq and is a predicted model, not a curated record.
UGACGUCACAUUCCUGCGCCCUGUUUCUAAGUGACGCAGCAUCAUGGCGCUGUUUCCAGCGUUUGCAGAAGAGGCAAGCAACAAAGUUAGAGAUUCUUCCACAGAGUUAGAUUGGCUGAAGAAUAAGAGUUUUCAGACCGGCGAUGCGCUCUCUCUUCACGGUCGAUUUCUAGAGAAGACCAGCGAGGAGCAAAACAAGAAGGAACCAAGUGUUAGCAGAGAUGUCAACUCUGAAGAGGACGGCGAGGAUGGUGUGGCACCCAGAAAGAAGAAAAGGAAGAAGAAACAGAAGAAAAAGCACAAAAAAAAGAGCGGGAGGUAUUCGCACAGCAGCGCAUCUGACUCUGAAACCAUUUACCCGAGUGAUCUCAAAAAGGAGCAAGAAGCUGAAAGGCGGGAGGCUCCUCAGUUAGCGAACCGUUUCUCUUGGUUGGAUGACCUCCAGUCGCCCACAGAGCAGCCGUUUUGUGUGGACCGAAAACCAGACCCCGCCAACUGGACUUACAAGUCCCUGUACAGAGGAGACGUAGCCAGGUAUAGAAGGAAAGGCAGCUCGGCUCUGGGUUUGGACUUUCACAGGCAGGGGGUCAGCUGGGAGGACUCAGAGGUGACUAAUAAUAAGAAGAAGAAAGGCGGCGACAGGAAGAAGGCAGCGGACAGAUACUACUCUACAGUCAGUCGACAGCUGCUGAAGGCAGCGCCUGCUCUUCCUGCAUUACCAGCGAGUUCUGAUGGUAGCGAUGGCACCAGCUCCGCAAUCUUCCUCCCUCUGGGUGAUGAUGAGGCAGACACUAAAGAAGGAGAUAAAGCUCACAGAGGGCAGACGUCAUCGGUGAAUCCCCUCGGUGUGUAUGACUCCUCAACGGCCCUCUGGCUGCAGGGGAAAGGACACCAAGACCAGCAAAAGGAGGACGCUCACACAGAGGAGGGCACUGCACUUUUGGGUGGCAGGACCGAAGAGUUCAACAGGCAGCUGAGAGAGCAGCCAGCAGACACACAGCUGUGGAUAGAGUUCAUACGAUACCAGGAUGAGGCGAGUGCAGCUGUGUUCAAAGGCGAGGAGGAGCAGCAGGGCAGUGAUGCUGCUGAGCGCCGCAAGUCUUCCUACAGGGCAGUGCUGGAGAAAAAGCUAAGCAUCGCAGAGCGCGCCGUGGCCACCAACCCCCUCUGCAUAGCUCUGCAACUCGAGAGACUCCGCAUCUGCCAGGAGCUCUGGGAGCCCUCAGCUCUGGCUAAGGAGUGGAAGAAACUGGUGUUUCUCCACCCAAACAGCACCCCCCUGUGGAGGGAGUAUCUGCUCUUCACCCAGAGCUAUUUCAGCAGCUUCACUGUGUCCAAGGUCAACUCUGCGUACGGCAAGUGUCUGAGCACGCUCAGUGCUGUCCGAGAUGGCAGCAUGGUGUCUCACCCGGCUCUGCCAGGAAUAGAGGAGGAUAUGUUGGAUAUUUUUUGGCAGCAGUGUCACUUCCUGCGUCAGUGCGGUCAUUCGGAGAAGGCAACUGCUCUGUUUCAGGCAAUGAUUGACUUUACUUUCUUCAAGCCUGACAGCGUGCGAGAGCUGUCCACUCCGCAGCAGGUCGAGUUCUUUGAGCCGUUCUGGGACAGCGGGGAGGCCAGGGUCGGGGAGCUGGGCGCCAGAGGCUGGAAAGCUUGGAUGCUCCAACAAGAGCGAGGAGGUUGGCUGCAACCCACUGCAGAGGAGGAGGAGGAGGAAGAGGAAGAGGAUGAAGAGGAGGUGAAGGACAGGACCCAGCCCAGAGGUACCAUCUGGCUGGAUGUGGAGUCAUCUCGUGAAGCCACACACUGGUUGCCCUGGAGACCCGACAAAGCCAAGGGCCAGUCAGAGGAGGACUGUGAGGAUCCUGACAGACAGGUGUUGUUUGAUGACAUCGGGCCGUCACUGAUUUGUUUGUCUUCGCCAGAGCUCCAGCUCCACCUGCUUCUCCGUUUCUUGAGCUUUCUGGGUUUGCCUGUGGACUCAGUGCUCUCGGUUUCCCCAGGUCAGCCUGGCUUGCUGCUGGAGAACCUUUCUCUGCUCACUCAAGGUAAUGCUCCCCAGUGUCCUCUGACCUCCUAUGAUUUACCUGAUGGUGGCAUUAACUCUGUCGGUCACAUGACCACUCUCCAAGGAACAAGAAAGUGGGUGGGGCUUGGGAAACAGGGCGAGAAGUUCCUCACGAACUUGUUCAGUAUGCUUCAGCCUGUGCUUCCGCCCCACCACCGAGCCUUCCUGUCACUCAGCUGGAUCCAGUACGAGAAACUCAAGGUCAUGCGCUGCUUGCACAGCGGAAAUAAAAAGCGCCUUCGUUCUCAGGGGAAGAGCAGCAAGCAGGUUGCCAAGCGGCUGCUCAAAGAACCAGACAAUCGCUCGUCAUUAGUGUUGUGGCGGGAGUACGGCCACCUGGAAUGGCUGCUGGGCAACCUGGAUGAGGCCCGCAAAGUGUUCUCCACUGCGACAGCACUGGGGGGACCCAAAGGGCUGGGCAGUCUCGCUCUGUGUGAUCUCUGCCUGCUGUGGUCCCAGCUGGAGUUGGAGGAUGGAGCGAAAGAGCGAGGGGGUCAACCGGCUGAUGUAACAGCAUCCCCGGCUGUGUCUGUACUGACACGGCUAGCAGAAGGAACCUCUGCAUCGUCCACUUCAUCCUCCCUCUCCACGGUUUCCAUCCUGAAAGCCAGAAAAUCGUAUGAACAGGCUCUGGCUGCCAGUUUAUCAGCACUGGACCAAAACAGGAAAGUUCAAGACGACCUGAUGGGAGAGAAGCUGAGGUUGAGAGGUCUGGUUGGCUGCUACGCUCUUUUCCAGUACCUCACGGUGAGCGUGCAAGCAGCCAACGCUGUCUACACCCAGGUUAGAGAGAAGAUGGAAGAACUACACCGCACGUUAACAGCAGCUGAACAGCAGCUGAACAGCAGCAAGGAGGGUAAGCUCGCGAGAGCUGACGCUGACUCAAACAGGCCCUGUGUCAGUAGGGUAGCUGCUGAGUGUGAGUCGUUGGCUGUGCAGCAGGCGGGACUGCUCAAGUACCACAACAGCGUCGCUGUGUUUCCUCUGGUGACACUGAGACAAACGCUGACGUCGGCCCUCCCAGUCUGGACCACCAGCGUCCCUCUCUGGAGCAUUUAUCUACAGGUGGAGAACCGUUACCAUAGCGCUGGCCGGGCACGCCGUUUUUUUCAUUCUGUAACCAGAAACUGCAGCAGCGUGGUGCCACGUCUCUUUGCCAUUGUUGCUGAACAGCAAAGGAAGCAGCUGGUAGAUGCAGCUCAGAGAUCGUGUUUCCAUGAUGAUCCCUUAUCCAUCCUGCCGGAGAAUGGCCUCAGCAACCGCAUCCGUGGACUGUUUGAAAAUGCCAUAGCAACAGAAACUGGGGCUCAUUGUCCUUUACUCUGGAGAAUGUACAUCCACUUCCUGGUGUCUGAAGGAAAAGUGGAUAAAGCCACAGGAAUCUUCUAUAAGGCCUUACAGAAUAUCCCCUGGUCUAAGGGUUUGUAUAUGGACGCAGUGCAGCUGUUCCCCGAUCACCUGCAGGAGUUUGUAGACCUGUUGACAGAGAAAGAACUGCGAGUGCGACUGCCUUUAGAAGAAUUGGACAUACUGCUAGAAGACUAAGCACACAUCUUAAUUCAAGUGUGUGUUCAAAUUGUCAAAUUUGAUGGGAAGAAAAGGACAAGCACAAAGCCAAACUCGACAGAUAUACAGCUGCAGUAAUAUGAGCAAAGAGCUGGGUUUUGUUUGGGGGUUUUUUGUAUAAAGUGACACAAAAUGCUUUAAUUGCCACAGCAAACCACUAAAACUGUAUUUUCUUAGUUGAUAUUGUCAAUAAAUACAAGAUUGAUCUAUGUGA